Messenger RNA from Cladocopium goreaui, 3599 nucleotides. The record is from the annotation of a GenBank genome assembly. Lineage: Eukaryota; Dinophyceae; Suessiales; Symbiodiniaceae.
CAGCGAAAUCUCCACCAUGCGACGCCAUGCGGGCCUGGUGCUUGUUGCCCUCGCGGUGGGUCUCGCUGUGGCUGGCUACGCCUUGCUUUCAUCUUCACGCCCUUGGAAGGAGCGACAGCUGCAGUCAAAGCCGAAAUCCGUUGAUGCCGAACACUCGAUUUCUCCGAUGGAACCCAUGGAUAUUUUGAAGAGAACCAUGGGGCUCCAGUUUCUACCGUCCAUAGGUCUGCUUGAAGAAAUCCAUCGAGACAAACUCACUGGCCUGCAAGGAUUGCUUCCAGGUCCCUGCUUCGGCCAAGAGCUGCAAAGAUACAUCCGAAACACGUGGCAGCACACAGUUGGCAUGUUCUGCGACCUGAUCAACUUCAUCACUUCCCACUGGGUGGUCUUUUCAGUGUGCUCUGGGAUCUUGGCCUCCAUGGGUGCAGCUUUGUACUUCGCCAAGCUGCGCUGUAACCCAUAUGAAUACACAAUAGUGAACCUAUUUGAUGAGGACUGUGCAGAUGAGAAGGUGGACAAGUUCAUGUCACAAUUGGAGGUCGCCUGCACCCUAUUGCUGUGGUUGUUCGACAUGGCAUCAGACGUCUACGUCAUCAUUGUUUACAUGCAGGAUGGAAUGUACGUGUUUGCAUCCUUGCUGACGGCCAUUUGGGUCACCAGCGGGUUCGUGGCCUUUGUGCAUCGUCGCCUCAGCUGGGAAAGGUGCAACAUCUGGGAACCUGGCUGGGCUGCUGGAUUGAACGCAGAAGGGGAACCAAAACCAGGGGGCAAACUGUUUUUCCUAUACAUACUGCAGUUGCAACCCGUUUUGAUCGCCAUCAAAGCGUGUUCCACUGGAAUGUCGCAAGAGUUGAAGGAGGAAAAGGCCUUGACCGCCUUGUGUGAGGGCGCGCCUUCCGCUCUCCUGCAGGUGUACGCCUUGCUUGUGGAAGGCCCAAAGGGGAACCCUGCAAUUCUUUGCCUGUCAGUUGUUUCUUCAAUAUGUACUGUGGCAGUCGGCCUCAACAACAGCUACGAGGUUUUCCUGGCACCAGGAGAACGUCAGCAACAAGGUAAGCUGCAGGGAACGUUCCUAACAGGUUUUCGGGCGUGCGAUUUCUUCGCGCGAAUCGGCGUUUGGGCAUUUUUGGGUGUUGCCCUUCGCCCAACUGAGACAAAGCAUCACGGUGUGCAACAACCAUACCUCCCGUUUCUCGUGGUGGCUGAGUUGUUGCUGAUCAGCGUUUUGUUGAAGGUGAACUUGAAGCUGAAGACUUGGUGGGGUCUGCUGGAGAAGCAAACCUUCAUUGGUGUGAUGCAGGCCUUUUUGGGCACCUUUUGGUCCUGCCACGGCAAAAACCUAUUGAGGCAACAUCGACUUGCUCGAGCAUUGCUGAUGCUGCGCACUUUGCAGGUGGUGGCUACUUUUUGGCUGCUUGCGUUGGUUUACUCCCGAGGUGAGUGCAGUCUAGCAGCCCAGCCAGUAGUGGUGUUGCUGGCCUUGGCGACCAUGGGGGCCUUCACAUUGACUUUCCUGGUGGUAGCAGCGGAUGAGAUUGGCAUGGCAUGGUUUGCCGUAAAUUUCUUCCCUCUCUCUUCAGGGUGGCGAGGUGGGAAGUUGGAGUUGGCAGCCAGAUAUGGCGUGGUCCCACGGGUGGAACAUCUGCUCAGGGAGCCAAGCGAUUUUUCAGAGGAGGAUCGGGUGGCAUCAUUUUGCCAAGCCGCAGAGGCUGGCCACAUCUCCGUGCUCCAUACCUUCGUCAAAUUCGGGGUGUCUCUAGCAGCCAUGUGGAAAGGCCAUGCGGCCGCACAUCAUGCAGCCGCAGAAGGACGUAUGGACGUGAUUGAGGCCCUGCAGGCUCUUGGAGCCAACCCUAUGGAAGCAUGCGACGACGAUGGCCGCAGCUGUGUUUUCAUCGCAGCCGCCUACGGCCAUUUGGAUGUGGUGUUGGCUCAGAAGGAGGCUGGCUGCGAUGUGGACAAGGCCCGGAAAGAUGGCAGGAACGCUUUAUUUUUACCAGCCGAAUAUGGCUACCUGGAUGUGGUGAUGGCCUUGAAGGAGGCUGGCUGCGAUGUUCACAAGACUGACAGCGAUGGCUUGACGCCUCUGUUCCUCGCAGCCAAAGCUGGCCACCUCCAUGUUGUUUUAGCCCUGUUGGAGGCCGGCUGCGACGUGGACAAGACAGAAAAGAAUGGCUGGACCCCGGUUUCCAUCGCAGCACGCUCCAACCACCUACACGUGGUGAAGGCUUUGAUGGGGGCAGGUUGCGAUGUGGAUAAGGCCGACAAGUAUGGCCGCACCCCUAUUUGCAUCGCAGCCGAAAACGGCCAUCUAGAUGUUGUAAAGGCCUUGCAGGAAGGCGGCUGCGAUAUUGACAAGGCCGACAACAUUGGCAGGUACCCUUUCUUGAUUGCGGCCGAAAAUGGCCAUGUGGAUACGGUCAAGGCCUUGAAGGAGGCCGGCUGCGCUGUAAACAAGGCCGACAAGUAUGGCUUGACCCCAAUGCACAUUGCAGCCCGCUAUGGCCGUCUGGAAGUGAUGAAGGCCUUGCAGGUGGUUGGCUGUGGCAUGGAGAUGGCUUUGCAUCAUGCACUUCUAGGAAAUGCUGCGCAUAUUUUGGCCACAGUGGAGUUCUUGCUCGCCAUAGUGGAUGUGAAUGCAGGCAUCGGCGGCGCCCGACCUCUUGACAUUGCGCACGAACGACAUCCCAACAGCCCAGUGCUUGAUGCUUUGGUGAAAGCAGGUGCAGUCGCCGGCCCACGACCUCAGCUGGUUGGCCUCACGGCCUUGAAGCCACGCGCUGCACCGCCACAUGCCUUCCGUUUCUUCACUUGCGGGUUGCCGGACUUGGCCCAGAGCAGCGGGAAAUUUUACUAUGAGAUCCAGCUCCUCAGUGAUUUUCGAGCCGCUCAAGUUGGUUGGCUGACCCCUGACUUCCAGGCAGGAGAGUUUGAUGGCAAGGGUGUCGGGGAUGAUCAGAAUGGCUGGGCCUUUGAUGGCCGAGGCUGCAAGAUGUGGCACAAUUUCACUGGAUGUGAAGCCUUGGCGAUGAAGGAGUGGGAGGUGCAGGAUGUCCUCGGGUUUGCCAUUGAUCUAGACGCAGGCGAGAUACAACUCCGACGAGGGCUAGCAGAACAACCUAUAACUAUGCCCUUCCAAGCCCACCGAAAACAGAUGUACCCUGCCGUGUCCAUCAUUGGACUUUUCCGCAUGCAUGUGGCCAAGAGCAGUUGGAAGCUCCAAGCUCCUGAAGGUUUCGAAGAAUGGGGUCGUGGAGAUUUCGCGUGGACGGUUUGAGCUAAGAAAGUGGAUUCAGCGUUGAACGCCUCCAAAGGAGGUCAGGCCGAGAUUAGAUGACCCAAGAUAUGUUUCACUUCACCCAUGUUUCACCCUGAGAUUGUUGGCAACUCCUUAAAUUAAGCGUGUUGCGUUGAACCAUCAGUAUGCUUUUCGCACUGCAGAUAGGCCACAAGGCACGCUGCGGCGAGCAUCAGCGGUUAAUGUCCAAUGACUUUCAAUUGGAAGCUCCAGCCACCUCGAAGGUAAAACGAGUGAGGUCAUGGAGGCUUCGCCUGGGGUGGUUGCCCUAUAUGUAGUCAGGUCAAACUAAUUAGCUGUU